AUGGAUGAAGAGAAUAUGGAAUAUGAAAACAAGAUAUUGGUGAAGCAGUCACCCAUGCUUGUGGUGUAUGACAAUGAGGUCAACCUUAGCUGCAAGUACACCUACAACCUUUUCUCAAAGGAGUUCCGGGCAUCCCUGUACAAGGGUGUGGAUAGCGCUGUGGAAGUCUGUGUCGUGAAUGGGAAUUUCUCCCAUCCACUUCAGUUUCACUCAAAUACAGGGUUCAACUGUGAUGGGAAUUUGGACAACGAAACAGUGACUUUCUACCUCCGGAAUUUGUUCGUUAACCAAACAGAUAUUUACUUCUGCAAAAUUGAGGUCAUGUAUCCUCCUCCUUACCUAGAUGAGAAGAGCAAUGGAACCAUUAUCCAUGUGAUAGAGAGGCACCAUCCGCAUCCUUGUGUUCGCCUGUGUCCUGAAUCUAAGCCCUUUUGGACAGUGGUAGUGGUUGGAGGAGUCGUGGCUUUCUAUAGUGUGGUAGUAACAAUGGCCUUUUAUUUGUAUUGGAUAAAGAGCAAAAGGACCAGGCUCCUUCAGAGUGACUACAUGAACAUGACUCCCCGGAGGCUUGGGCCCACCCGCAGGCACUACCAGCCCUACGCCCCAGCAAGAGACUUUGCCGCCUACCGCUCCUGACAUGGACGCCUAUCCAGAAGCCAGCUGGCUGGCACCCCUCCAUCUGCUCAACACCACUGCUCUGGAUAGGAAAUGACUGCCUCCUCUGUAGCCAGCCACUAUGGGCCCCUGUUGGACAUGAAAGCCGAUUUUUCCUGAGCCCCUAGACCAAGUAUCAAGAAUCAUUUUGAGACUUUGAAAUGAAGUUAAAGAAAUUUCCUGUGGCAGGCUAAAUUUUGCAGUGCCAUGACCUAAAUUCACAUUUAUCAUAUAUUUAUUGACUUGGUUGAGAAGUUAGAGUAGAAAACAAAAAGUGAGUGGAUUCUGUUAGUCUUUUAAUCUGCUUCCAGGCUGCUGGCUGAGCUUCGUUCCUUUCUCUCACCUGUAUAUCUCAGUCAAGCAGUGUAUGAUAUCUAGGAUACUUUCCACAGAAAUCAUUCCCUUUUGUUAAAUGUGUGUUUAUGGUAGGGAUAGAUUAGAAUGAGGGAGAGGGUAAGGAUACUUAAAUAUUUUAAAACCAUUAAAACACUGUUUCCCACUUAUGCAAUGAGCCACUUCUUUCCCAUUUAAUGCUGUUUUUCUCUCAGUUUAGGGAGAUGUAGACAUUGUCUUUGAAGAAUUCUGGACAUAUUUAAUAAUUUUUGACCAAUGGAAUUCCCUCAAAGCAAUGCUAAGCAAACCAACUUGCUUUCUUCACUUCUUCUGAUGGGAAUUCAGUGUUAAUGCUCACAGCAUGAUUUCAAAAGGAUGAAAUAGUCCUCCCACAUCAUGGAGAAUGUGUCAGGAAAUGAUUGCUUUGUAUUAAAAAUAGUUGUGUACUAUGAAACUCAUCCCAGUCAAACUAUACCAGUUUCAACUUUGCAUAGCUGGUCUCUUUAUUGUCUGUGUGGAGAUCUGAGGCAGGAUGGUGACAGAGCAUCCCCAGGAGAUAGAUGCAGUGAUACUGUGGAAAGGGGAUGUUAUCAUUUAUUCAUUCAUGAGUUCCAAGAAGCUUUUUCUGAAGAGAAGAGAAUGGAAGAAAGUGAGACAAUUCUUGCUAUGUGCUAAGCAGUGGCUGGCAUUGGGUGGAAGUUUUCCGGAAGGCAUCAGAAAGAGGAUCCCUGGAGAGAAGUCCUUCACAGGGACUUUAUGUGCUCUGGGAUUCAGAGUUACAGAACUCUGUGGGCUUAGCUGCUCAUAUGCUCUUGAGGUCCAUCAACAUGGAAGGGUAUUUUGGAGUGUGUUUUUGGAGACAAUUUACAGUUCUUAAGAGGUUCUUCAAGGCUCAACUCUGGAAUGACCAUAGAUAUUUCCCUGCCUCCAAUUUGGGUCAGAUGGAAUAAGCCUGGGAACCUUGGAAAAUGUCUCUUCUGUAACCUUUACCAUCUAUUCAGUACUUUGGUUUAUCUGGGCAUUAGAAGAGCCUGGGCUUUAGAGGCAGAUAACCCUGGUUCAAAUCCCAUUACUAAUUGAAUGGCCUCAGGCAAGUCACUGCUUAUCCAAGACUGGUUUUUCAACUCAAAACUGGAGAUUAUGAUCACAAAUGUCUGUUACUUCUAUAAUCUCCAUGAGGGUAUGACUAUGUCUGUCUUUUCAUUACUUGUCCUUGACAUUUAGUACCAUGCCAAAACAUAUGAUGUUAACUCAUAUAUAUAUAUAUAUAUAAAUUUAACUGGACAGUGACCUAAGAAGGGAAGGAAAUUAUGACACAAAUUUAAACUAAAAGUUACGAGGAGCUAUAAAAAAUAAGAACCUUUUAAUUUCCAUCAAUCUCCUGUUUCUUAGACUAUUUUAUCUUGUGAAGAAACAGGGCAUCCCUACUCUACUCUUUUUGUAUAUAAGAGGGUUUUAAGAUUUUUUUUAAAAUGUGGGAGAGUAGGAAACAGGGAGGAAUCUUUUUGUUCCAGACAAGAAAUAUUAUACUCUGGUUGAUUUUUAAAUGGACUUCCAUUCCAUGAAUUUAAUUAAUUCAAAGAAGGUAAAACUCAGAAAUACUUGGAUGACAAAGGACUGUUGAGUACAGACUUGCAUUUGUGAUGGUGGCCAGCCUCUUGGCACAUAGAGUUCUUCAAUCCAAGUCAUCAGAUUGUGUUGAAAAUGAUAGAGCUGGGAAGUUUUAGAAAGGGCUGAGACAAAUAAAUAAUUUUUAAAUGGAAAAAUUUGAUCUUUGGUAAUAAAAGGUUUUGUUUUCUAACUGGAAAAGUAGGUUUGCCAAAGAUGAAUCACACUUGAUAUUUUUCUUACUCACUUUGAACAGAACCAAAGUAGAAAUGUAUACAAGAAAGCCCAUUUUCACUUUUAAUGUGAACCAAGAAAUGAUUUAAAAAUAGUAGUUGAAUGCUUUUACAUUUCCAGGUAUGGUAAUUAUAAAGAAAACAAUGUCAUUUGCUGCUAUUAUUGUAAGAGUCUUAUAAUUAAUGGUAUUCCUGGAAUUGUGAACUUACAUUUUUGAGGCUGAGUAUGCCAAUUUAAAGAAGCCAAAUGUACAUUACAUUCUGUGUACUGAGUGAU
Messenger RNA from Heterocephalus glaber (naked mole-rat), 3105 nucleotides. The record is from RefSeq and is a predicted model, not a curated record. Lineage: Eukaryota; Metazoa; Chordata; Mammalia; Rodentia; Bathyergidae.